UAUAAAUGUCCAUACAUACAUAUGUACAUACAGAUGUUAUGUGUGAAUGCAUGUACAUAUCUAUUUACCAAACGAAUUACUUUCAAAGUUACUGUCGAUCUGCAUAUAGAGCUAGGCUUUCAGCUAAAUCACUUUAAAUUCUGGACUCAACGUGAAAUUUGCAUACCAGCUCCGUUUCCAUUAUGUCUUUGAAUCCAAAAGAAUCCAAAACGCCUUCGUCAAAUAUUCAAUUCGCAUCUCGGACCAAUACGAUGAAUGCAGCUCAUACGCUGGCGCCAUUACCUGAACAUUAUUCUGGGGUCCCCGACCAGUUUAGUCAGUACCAACAUCAGGUGGCUGCACCUGAUCCGAUAUCUGAAAUUGCCAUUGAAAAGCUUCAGCACAUUGUAGCAGAAAAUGCUUUAAAGAGUCAGUUCCAGAUAAAACAACAACUGAGAGACCAGAAUCAGCAAUUCGCGAAAUAUGCGAAGUCGCACCAGACACAAUCCCAAUCACGUGUUCAUUCCCAGUCCCACUCGCAGUCUCAAUCUCCGGCACAGGAGAGCCAGAGCCAGCUUCUGCAAAAGGUAGAUCAAAUGUCAAUGUAUCGUCAGCAUCAUCUAAUUUUGGGCAGUGCUCCCACUUCCACUCCCGCUCAACCACAAUUGCAGGCACAGUGCAGCCUGGUGGCAUCUCAAUCUCACUCUUACCCCACUAAUGGCAGCAUGCUGUCAGUAAGGAGCGAGCAGCAGCUGUGUCAGAUAUACAAUUCUCAGCAACACUCCGAUUAUAUAAUUUCCGAUUAUAUGGACAAAAUUGCAACCCGGAUUAGUUUGCUUGAAACAGAGUUGAAGUUCGCCUGGAGGGCAUUGGAUUUGCUGUCCACGGAGUAUGGAAAAAUUUGGGUUCGCUUGGAGAAGCUUGAGAACAUAUCAGUGGAACAUCAGUCCGUUGUUAGUAAUUUGAUGGGUCUAAUCAGAGCAGCAAAGCAGCAACAACUUCAGCAGCAGGAGGACAUGGAAAGCCAGAAAACCAAAUUUCUUGCAGAUGAGCAAUUGCUCUCACUGCCACUGGAAAUGGACGAAAAUGUCAAUAUUGACAUGGAAAUGAGCGUGCCGACGUCUGAUCAGAACUAUGAAAAAAAUAUCAGCUUGGAUGACAUUGGUCCCACAACUUUGAUGGGACAUCGGGACUCCGAUAUAUUUAUAAAUGCAGCUUGUGUAUUGGAACACAAUCAAGAUGAUCUUUUUCUUAACUACGACAGUGGAACUUUAGAUGACAACAAUCUGGAUAUCAAACGAAUGGGAAUCAAUUUCGUGAAAAGCGACAGAGCCGCAAACGUUUGGCUAUCUGAUGUUGACAUCCACCGUACAAAGCCACGAAAGAAACUUUAUUCUGAUUCUGAUCUAAUAAUUUAUGAGCAACAGCAGACUCUGGCUAACAACGCACGUGCUGAAUUACUACAAGAAUUUCUGAACGGACAACGGGUUUUAACUGAGGUUGCAUCGGCCUCAGCAUCAUCAGUUCUAUCCACGCCUAACAGCUUUCCUAACUUACCACAAAUAGUGAAUACGGAGAGGCCCCAAAGUCAAAACCAGAACCAUAGCCAAAUGACCCAUUCAUACAGCCAAAGAGUUCAGGAAGGGGAACCAAUCGGACAUCCCAGCUAUGUCUCUAAUGAACUUGACGACCUUAUCGAGGAAGUUACGUUUUUUCGGUUGGCAGCCUCUAAAACGGGAGAAGGGGGAGACCAAGUCGUGCCUAUUGAGGACACUGGAGGAACACAGCUUCUGUUAACAAAUAAUAAUGAAAUGAACGAAACUUUUUAUAAAACACUCAAUGAAGCAUAUCGUGAUAAUGACUUGAGCUCGGAAAUUUCCAAGGUUGAUUCAUUAUUACAGCAUUCAGAGGCUCACGAGCACUCAACGUCUUCCUUGAUGAUGAUCAAUAAGGGCAAGGAGGAUGAUGGCACAGGCAUCAGUGGCAUCUUUAAUGCCACAAUAAAGGAAGCGUCAACUGAUUCCAGUCCUCCAGCGACCAUUCACAUUAACAGAGAUUCAAGGAAGCACAGAAAAAAAAAGAAGCACCAAAAGAAUGAAAUGGAAAUGAUAAAUAAUCUGAAAUGCAUUCUUGCGCAGUCACAAUCGGCAAGAAGUUUCCAUACCACCGUCUCGAACAAAUUCGAGAACAGCAGUGCAUUGAAAGAUUCGGGUAUGACUGAAGCAGAAACGAGUACAACAAAGGCAAAUAGCUUUGGCUACUUCUACGAGGACAACAUAUCUAUAUUAGACGGCAUAACUGAGACUCUGAUAGGGGAAAUCAAUAAAAUUUCAGAUCUGCAGUCACUAAGUGCUUCUCAAAUCGGUCAUAUACGGCAGACCAUUCGGGCAGAGGAGACUUUUUUUCAAAGACUUAACCAUGUCGACAAGAAGUUGACCCUACUGUUACUCAACCCUGUCACCUUGGCUGAGGAGAUACGACGCCUGCGCAUCACAGAUGCCGAUAAAAAGUUUAUUCUUGUAAUGAAAAAGUUUAAUAAAAAUAUUGACACACUCAAAAAACUAGUUGGCAAUUCAGUGGACGAUGACAAGGACAAGGGCAAGGUAGAAAACAAAUCCAAGUCUAUAUCAAAGUUAAGUCCAACAUCCUCCAUUCAAGACCUCACAGCAAAACUAAAUGUGGGCAAUAUUAGUGCACAGCUACUCCGGAACAAUUCUGACCUGGACGAACAACUUAAGCUACUGGAGACACAAGAGAUUGAAAUAAACCGCAAGAAAAAAAUUGAUAGCAUUGUACAGAGUCAUGGAGCAGAAGUGGACAAGGCCCAAACUCAUGGCCAGGCCCAUUCCCAUUCCCAUGCCCAGAUGGAUAAUACUUUUCAGCUUAACAGCAACUUGGAUCUAAGUGUUGUUUAUGGCAAAAAUGAAAAUUUGUCCAAUUCAUCGAGGAAUAUUUACAAUCAGGAUGAGUAUAUUCAGUCCUUAAAGAAAAGCCUGGAACGUCACAAUAGCAUGCUGUUCCUACUUCAUCUGCAAAAUCCAGAAAAACAUAAGGUUACAAAUGAGUUUACCGAUAUAUUAAUGAUGGAUCAAAGUCGAUCCAGUCCCAGUCCUCCACCGCCUGCGCCGAACGACAAUCUGGGAAUGGAGGCAUCGGUGGCAGAAUGCUCGUCUCGCGGACAAGUUGAAGCCGAUCAACAGAAACAGGCUAAAUCUGAUUCAGGGCUGUCUUCGAUGAGCGGCUGGUCACCGAAUUCCCCGGUAACCGUUGGCAUACAGAACUGUAAUCUGUUUGCUAACAAUAUUAAUGAUAGAAGCACGGCAACUUUCCAGCUAGCAUAUCCUGCAAUGGCCUCAGGCUCAGAUUCCAAUUUCAAUGGCACUGAUGCUGAAAAUCUAAGCCCAAAACAAUGUGGUUAUACAUUUUCGGAGGAGAACCUGAACUAUAUUCACGAGCUUUCAAAAAAUAUUCCAAUUUGCUCUGCAUAUGAAAACCAAUCAAUAUUCGAUGUCAAUGAGGCUGCCAGACAAAUCAGUAAAUUUUCCACUGUUGAUGAAAUGUUAGAAUGGGACCAACAACAAAAUCUACGGGAUCAGGAGGAUGUUACAACGCAACAAUUACUUAACAAAGACCGUAUGCCGGACCUUUUAACUAACCAAACUCCGAGUACAACGCCUAAGCCAUCGCUCAGAAAGAAUCCAAGAACGCAUUCCGGAAUAGGCAGCGGACUAAAUGAGAAUGAAUCAAAGUAUUGUUUGAAAAAAAAUGAUACUGAUCAUGUGGAAAUCAAAGAACAAUGCCGCAAACCACAUUUGACCGAUAGACUUGUGUACUAUCCAUCUUCAAACAAUAUAACCGACUAUAACAGCAGUAACAAUUUGGACUACUUGGGACAUCAGCAGCAAAAUCAAUCACAAUAUAUGAUUCAAAAUAGAGCUACCAAUUCAAAUUUUACCCUGAUUCCCAUGCUGCAACCUUCAUCAGUUCCAGUUUUAGAUCCAGGUCCUGCAGCUCAGAUUCACUUUAACGGUGCAAAAAGGCUUGAGUGUAUGGAAAUGUCGGUCCCAGUCCCACCUACCACCAUAAAGUCACCGAAGGUAUGGAAGAAAUUGAGUACUUUAUUGCCAGAAAAUCUAAAGUUAAAGCGCUCAGCUAAGUACAAUCGAUCACAGUCAUUACCCGGUGAUGUUAAAAGUCAAGGCAAUCAAAGACAAGCUCGUGGCCAGGCAGGCUCGUAUCCGUUAAUUUCGUAUAAGCGCCCUAAUGGAAACGGAAGUCCCGGACAGCUAUCCAAACGUUUACAGAAGCUACCGAUACGUCUCAUACAAAAAACUACGGCUCCGCACUCUGUACGACGUCUGUCAGACUCCGACUCAGCUGGAGGUGCAGCUCACGCUAGUACUGAUACUGGACCACCGAAGAAGCGCUCAUUUUCUUCUAAGAUGAACCAUUUAAUGCAAAAAGCAAAGAACUAUAAACGGAACAGCAGUGUCCUGCGCCGCGGCUCGAAUAUGUCCGAUACCGAACUAGAUCUUCCAGGCUUUACUUCAUCGGAUAACGAGGAUUGUUCUUUAUACGAGCGCCAAAUAAAUCAACAAGAUAUAUCUGCCGGAAUUGGGGCCGUUAAACGGAGAACAAAUCAAACGGAGGAAUGCCAUAAAGAUGAUGACAUUGAUAUUUGUAAACUGACCCAACACUCUGGCGCCUAUGAUGGUGGCCCUGCAAUUGAAAUGGAUUGUCCGAAUUUAUUCGCUGUCGUUGGGGACCUCAAAAAGUUACAGCUUACCCAAACGGAUGCUGUUCUCAUUCCAUGCACGUCGUCUGAGCUUUUGGAACGUGACAAAAUGUGCAAUAGUGCUGACAUGUUUAAAAAGAUGCCUGAGAUUCUCUUGGAAACCAGUGAGAUGCCAACAUGCACGUCAGCAGAAGAAAAUGCGAGUUUCCAGUCACAGGCGAACAUUCAAAAAGUAAGCUCAGUCUCUAUUGAUGAUAAGAGCUACGACGUUUCUCCUCCCUUUAUCGAGAUGUGGAAUAACACUGAAUCCAAUGUCCCAACACCGAAAAUGUCGGGAACACUCGCAGCUACAACUACACUAGAUUCUAAAGAGCACUCACCAACCAAAACUACUGCCACUACGGUGACAAACAGCCGAGGUGCGGGAAUAUGGGUUGCACAGCAAUCCUUGGACAUUCCAAGUAAUCUAGGAUAUGGAUCAAGAGAAGAUGACGACUGUCGUAGUCAGCAUUCCGGUCGCACACUCUCGUCUUCUCGUCGCCAAAGCACCGAAGAUAGCAUCGACACAGAUGAUGAAUACUUUUGCUAUGAGCUUCGCCAGCUCGAGGAACUGGAGCAUCAACGAACGUCGCAUGCUGACAACAUAACUAGCGAACAAAGUGCGGACAAUCAAGUGUUGUUCUCGCAGAUUGGACAGCUGCUGCAUACCGAUGCUCCUGGAACAAACGUUGACUUUGCAGAAUCGGAGGAGGCCCAUGUUUAUUCACCGGAUAAAAGUGUAAAGCUGCAGAUGUCCAAAGUAUUGAAUGAGCUCAAGAACACAGUUAAACUAGAACCAGAAAUAAUUUAUGGCAGUAGCUUGAUUAGACCAGCCGACACAGUGGAAGCAUUAACAAGGUCAAAACCAUCACGGGACAGGUUUGAAGUUGUCUGUGACAUGCAUAGCGCAUGGCAGGAUGUCAAUGGCGAUUUUCAGCAGGAAAUAUCUGAUGUGGAAUCUCAUGAUGAAACUGAGGUGGCUGCUCGGGAAGGGGAAGGCCUACUGGCAACAUUGCCCCAAGACACGGGGAAAAAACAGCAAUCGAAGCGAUACAGGAAGCGGAAACGUGUCCAAAAAACAAAUAAGCCCAUGGUUACCGAUCAUAUUGCCAGCUCAAGUUCUUCCUGUGCUUCAGAAAACGAGAACGAGCAGAACCAACGUUUUAUCAGUGACGCAGCAUCGGGAUCAGAACAAGACAAAGGUAUUUCCGUAGAAAUGUUUCAAGAAUCAUCGGACUCUAGCGCGACAUCAGGACCCGAUACGCCAGCAGAGAUGAGUGAUGAUAUGGAAAAGGAUUUGAGCCUGGAAGAAGGGUGUCCAAACAGAAGCUGUGGUGUGUCUAAUCCCGGGGUCUUACCAACUGGAAACCAACAGUCGGUGGACACGUUCAAUACCGUUCCAGCGUCUGCAUCCGUUCUAGAUCAAUCAAAUUAUCAAUGCAACAAACAGACAUCAUCUCCUCAGAGUGCUCGGGGAUCAUUUUCAUCUCAACUGCGUCCAUUGAAGCCAAUAAGUCAAGAAUCAAUUGUCGAGGGAUCCCAGGCGGUAGGUAGUAAUGGCGCCACGGCGGGUCUUGGCAGCAGUAAGUGGAAGCUGCUUAAAACUCUUAAGGAGCGUAAGAUUGAGGAGAAAAAUAAUCAGGACAAAAUUAAAGAAGAAGAAAUGGCCAAAGACAGGGAGAAGAAUGGUGGUGGAACUGGAGAUGUUGGGAUACGGACCAAUGGCCAUCCCGGCGAUAACCCUUUCUAUAGCAAUAUCGACAGUAUGCCAGAUAUACGGCCCCGUCGAAAGUCUAUACCCCUUGUUUCUGAAUUGGUGCUCAAGACUAUGGCCGCCACAAAACGAAAUGCCGGACUCACAUCAGCAGUUCCCCGAGCAACGCUUAAUGAUGAAGAGCUUAAAAUGCACGUCUACAAAAAAGCACUUCAGGCUCUGAUCUAUCCCAUAUCAUCUACAACGCCGCAUAACUUUUUGCUCUGGACGGCAACGUCACCAACAUAUUGCUACGAGUGUGAAGGCCUACUUUGGGGAAUAGCGCGUCAGGGAGUGCGAUGCACAGAAUGCGGAGUGAAGUGCCAUGAAAAAUGCAAGGAUCUGCUAAACGCCGAUUGUCUUCAGCGUGCUGCCGAGAAGAGUUCGAAACACGGUGCCGAAGACAAAGCUAAUUCCAUAAUUACCGCCAUGAAAGAGCGCAUGAAGCAGCGCGAGCGAGAGAAGCCCGAAAUUUUUGAGUUGAUUAGAGCCGUAUUCAGCGUUGAGGAGAAGAGUCACACCGGUCAUAUGAAGGCUGUGAAACAGAGCGUCCUGGAUGGCACAAGCAAAUGGUCGGCCAAAAUAGCAAUCACAGUGAUUUGUGCUCAAGGCCUGAUAGCGAAGGAUAAAAGCGGUACCAGUGAUCCAUAUGUGACGGUGCAGGUUAGCAAGGUGAAAAAACGAACGCGAACAAUGCCGCAGGAACUUAACCCUGUGUGGAACGAGAAGUUUCACUUCGAGUGCCAUAACUCCUCUGACCGAAUAAAAGUUCGCGUUUGGGAUGAAGACAAUGACCUUAAAUCGAAACUACGUCAAAAAUUGACUAGAGAGUCGGACGAUUUUUUGGGACAAACAAUAAUUGAAGUUCGUACGCUUUCCGGGGAAAUGGAUGUUUGGUAUAAUUUAGAGAAGCGAACGGAUAAAUCAGCUGUUUCAGGUGCAAUAAGACUACACAUAUCCGUUGAAAUAAAGGGUGAAGAAAAGGUUGCUCCAUACCAUGUCCAAUACACCUGUCUGCACGAGAACUUGUUUCAUUAUCUGUGUGAAGAAAAUAGCGGAAUGGUUAAAUUGCCAACGCAAAAAGGUGAUGACGCAUGGAAACUCUAUUUUGACGAGAUCCCCGAGGAAAUUGUCGACGAGUUUUCCAUGCGCUACGGGAUCGAAAAUAUAUAUCAAGGAAUGACUCAUUUUCAUUGCCUUUCUGCCAAGUAUCUAUGCCCUGGUGUGCCCGCUGUGAUGAGCACACUUUUGGCCAACAUUAAUGCGUACUAUGCUCAUACCACGGCUUCUUCUGCUGUGUCAGCCAGUGAUAGGUUUGCAGCUAGUAAUUUUGGGAAAGAGAAAUUUGUCAAAUUGCUUGACCAACUACAUAAUUCUCUCAGAAUUGAUCUGUCUAUGUACAGAAAUAACUUUCCUGCCUCGAGUCCUGAAAAGUUAAUGGACCUUAAGUCUACUGUGGAUCUAUUGACCAGCAUAACAUUUUUCCGUAUGAAGGUACAAGAGUUAUCCAGCCCACCGAGAGCGAGUACUGUUGUCAAAGAUUGUGUGAAGGCUUGUCUAAGAUCCACUUAUCAAUUCCUGUUCGAAAACUGCUAUGAACUUUACAACAGAGAGUUCCAGGUGGAUCCAAACGAAGCAAAGCGUGCUCCAGACGACCAUGAGCCAAAACUGGAUAGCGUCGACUUCUGGCACAAGCUAAUUGCACUUAUUGUAUCGGUCAUCGAUGAGGACAAAAACAGCUAUGGCACUGUGCUUAAUCAAUUUCCCCAAGAACUUAGCAUUGGACAAUUGUCUGCUUCAUCAAUGUGGCAUCUAUUCGCUGUGGACAUGAAAUACGCAUUGGAGGAACACGAGCAACAUCGUCUCUGUAAGUCUUCGGCGUACAUGAAUCUUCAUUUUCGCGUUAAAUGGCUGUAUAGCAACUAUGUCAAAGAGGUUCCGCCCUACAAAGGAGCCGUGCCCGACUAUCCAGCAUGGUUCGAGCCUUUUGUGAUGCAGUGGUUAAAUGAGAACGAUGAUGUUUCACUGGAAUACCUUCAUGGAGCUUUUAAUCGGGAUAAAAAGGACGGGUUCACAAAGAGCAGCGAGCACGCUUUGUUUUCGAAUUCGGUAGUCGAUGUUUUUACGCAAUUGACGCAAUGUUUCGAUGUUGUUAGCAAGCUCGAGUGUCCUGAUCCAGAAAUUUGGAAACGUUACAUGAGGCGUUUUGCUAAAACAAUCGUAAAAGUGCUCAUAGCCUAUGCAGAUAUUGUGAAAUUUGAGUUUCCAGAGCAUAUGAGGGAUGAAAGAAUCGCUUGCAUACUUAUGAACAACAUACAGCAAUUAAGGGUACAGUUGGAGAAAAUGUUUGAGUCCAUGGGUGGGGAUAAGCUGGAAGAGGACGCAGCCAAUAUACUAAAAGAGCUACAACAGAAUCUUAACUCAGCACUGGAUGAUUUGGCCACUCAGUUUGCCAUUAGUUUGGAGCCUCGAAUAACUCAGUCGGUGCGUGAGCUAGGUGACAUGUUGCUGUCUAUUAAAGGAGGCGGCUGUGGAAAUCUGACAGCUGGUAACCAAGCUGCACAGAGAAAUGCUGUCGCCGUUGAGGCCGAUGAAGUUCUGAGGCCGCUUAUGGACUUGCUCGAUGGUUCAUUGACACUCUAUGCGCAGUCUUGUGAAAAGACUGUACUAAAGCGACUGUUAAAAGAACUCUGGAAGAUCGUAAUGCGAAUAUUGGAAAAAACUAUUGUUUUGCCACCAAUGACUGAUAAAACUAUGAUGUUUAAACAUCUUACUGAUAAUGCAAAAAACCUUGCAUCCAACGCAAAAAUAGAAGACAUGGGUCGUUUGUUUAAGUCUCAUAUGGCUGGAAAACAGGAUGUUAAAAGUGCGCUUAGCGGUGUCAUGGACAUAUCAAAGGAAGUAGAAAAAAAUUUAUCGCCCAAACAAUGUGCUGUACUCGAUGUUGCCUUAGAUACAAUAAAACAAUAUUUCCACGCCGGUGGCAAUGGACUGAAAAAGACGUUUCUUGAGAAGUCUUCAGAGCUUCAAAGUCUACGUUACGCACUCAGUUUGUAUACGCAAAUGACAGACACACUGAUUAAAACCUUUAUAUCCAGUCAAGUUCACGAAGUUGAUCCUGAAAAUGCAGAGGAAAGUGUCGGCGAAAUUUCAGUACAAAUAGACCUAUUUUCCCACCCAGGCACAGGCGAACACAAGGUGAAUGUGAAAGUUGUGGCUGCUAAUGAUUUAAAAUGGCAAAUACCAUCCGGCAUGUUCCGACCAUUUGUUGAGAUUAACUUGAUUGGACCGCAUCUCCAGGAAAAAAAGAGGAAGUUUGCAACCAAGUCAAAGUCGAACAAUUGGUCUCCAAAAUACAAUGAAUCAUUUAGCUUCGCUAUUGGUAACGAGGAGCAGUUGGACUUCUUCGAGUUGCAUAUUUGCGUUAAGGACUAUUGUUUUGCCCGUGAUGAUCGACUUGUCGGUGUGGCAGUUAUCCCGCUCAAAGACAUAUCGGAAAAGGGAUCUGUCGCCUGUUGGUUGCCUUUGCAGAGACGCAUAGAAAUGGACGAGACGGGUUGGACCAUUUUGCGGAUUCUAUCCCAGCGUAAUAAUGAUGAGGUCGCCAAGGAAUUUGUUAAGCUGAAAUCAGAAAUACGUCAGGAACCAACAAUGGGCACUUAAGUUUUCUGCCCAGACGUGCUAAGAAUCAUCUCAAUAAAUACACCUAUAAUAAUUUCAUUAAUAUACAAAGUUUCAUAUAAUUUCUUAAAACAUCAUAUACAGAAUAGCUACCAAUCGAAAAUAUAACCAACACAAAACAUAUAGAAGUACAAUACAAUACAAUACAAAUAUAUAUACAUAUGUAUUUCUCCAAACGCCUCGAUAUUAAAAUAUUCGAUCUAUCGAAUUCACAAAAAUGGCAUACAUACAUACACCAAAUGGAAAUAGAACGAGAAUACAAGAACAUUUAUAUUUAUACUUUUAUUUACUUUCAUAAAAAAUUUACUCAACAUUUCUGGGGUCCGGAAUGAUGAAAAAAUGUUUAAAACCUAAGCCAGCUUGGCAUACAUGCAACUUACAUACACGUACAUUAUAUGUAUGUAUGUAUAUAAUAUGUAGUCAUUGUCGUUCCACCACCCACAGCAACACAUAUCCAUAUGCCAACUACGUUGAUGAGUUAAUGUGUUGGUAUACAAAAGUUUUACUGGAGUUGUUUGGGAGGGAAGAUGGUGGAGAACGACAGUAAGCGACACUACCCAUAUACAUAUUAUACAUAUACAUAGAUAUUAAAAUGCGAGAAAUCUACUGAUAUAAAUACCCAUGUACUAACAACUGUUAAAGGCUUCAUAAUCAUCUGUACAUUAAAGAUACACUCACACGCACAUUCCUAUUUAUGUAAAUAAGUACCUGUAUAAAUAUAAAUUGGUAAUUCUGAAAUAUUUGUUAAAGAUACUUCACAUGCACAAAAAGUCCAUGUGAAUACUUAUUUUUUUCUAUUGCAAUAAAAGAGUAUUAACGACUAA
Messenger RNA from Drosophila subobscura, 11011 nucleotides. RefSeq lists its product as uncharacterized. Lineage: Eukaryota; Metazoa; Arthropoda; Insecta; Diptera; Drosophilidae. Gene Ontology annotation, cellular component: synaptic vesicle membrane; terminal bouton; plasma membrane. The coding region runs from base 183 to 10169 and encodes 3328 amino acids. The transcript is spliced from 23 exons. Gene Ontology annotation, molecular function: calmodulin binding; diacylglycerol binding; syntaxin-1 binding. Gene Ontology annotation, biological process: presynaptic dense core vesicle exocytosis; synaptic vesicle maturation; synaptic vesicle priming. The record is from RefSeq and is a predicted model, not a curated record.